AUGUCUUCCCAGCGUGUUGUUAUCAUUGGUGCCGGUAUCGUGGGGACCAACCUCGCUGACGAGCUGGUCUCGCGAGGAUGGUCCGAUAUCACCGUCGUCGAACAGGGUCCUCUGCAUAUGCCAGGUGGAUCAACAUCCCAUGCCCCAGGUCUGGUCUUUCAAACGAAUACCUCCAAGACAAUGACCCAUCUCGCCCGGUACACGGUCGAGAAAUUGCUGUCGAUUGAACAGGACGGCAAGAAAUGUUUCAACCAAGUAGGUGGUCUGGAGGUAGCGACAACACCGGCCCGAUUGGAGGAUCUCAAGCGCAAACACGGCUAUGCCACAUCAUGGGGAAUUGAGGCCCGAUUGGUGAGCGCCGAGGAAUGUUUCGCCCGAUACCCCCAUUUGAACAGAGAGAUGGUCCUCGGUGGUCUGCACAUCCCCAGCGAUGGCCUGGCAUUGGCUGCCCGUGCAACACAGCUCCUCAUCAAACGCACUACCAAGGCCGGCGUUCGAUAUCUGGGUCAUACUCCCGUGACCGGGAUCGAACGGGCGGGACGUCGCGUGACCGGAGUCACCACGCCUGGGGGCAUCAUCCCCGCCGACAUUGUGGUUUCGUGCGCGGGAUUCUGGGGCGUGGAAUUGGGGGCCAUGGUGGGGGUGAAGAUUCCUCUGCUUCCACUCGCACAUCAAUAUGCGAAGACAACGGCCGUACCAGCACUCGCGGGCCGGUCGCUCAAUUCCGCGAUCAACGGAAUGAAUGCCGAGCUGCCCAUCCUCCGUCACCAGGAUCAGGAUCUGUAUUAUCGGGAGCAUGGGGAGCAGUACGGCAUUGGAUACUAUGGACACCGUCCAAUGCCUGUCGUCGCCUCCUCCCUCGGAUUGACUCCCCAACAUGUCGAUGAUAAGAACAUGCCUUCCCGACUAGACUUCACCACAGAGGAUUUCGACCCGGCGUGGCAGGAAACCAAGAAACUCCUCCCAGUCCUUCAGCAAACAGAGAUUGCCGACGGAUUCAAUGGCGUCUUCUCCUUCACACCCGACGGUGGCCCCAUCGUCGGCCAACCAUCCCACCUGGACGGCUUCUAUGUCGCCGAAGCAGUCUGGGUCACCCACUCAGCCGGAGUAGCCCGAGCUCUCGCGCAGAUCCUUACAACCGGCCAUUCCGAAAUUGACAUCUCCGAAUGUGAGCUUUCUCGAUUCGAAGAGAUCCAAACCAACCCAGACUACGUUAGCGAAACAUCCCAGCAAAACUUCGUCGAGAUCUAUGACAUCCUCCACCCUCUCCAGCCACGGACGUCACCCCGUGCACUCCGCGUGAGUCCAUUCUAUGCUCGCCAGCAGACGCUUGGUGCAUUCUUCCUCGAAACAGGAGGCUGGGAGCGACCCUGGUGGUACGAGGCGAAUAAGGAUCUCGUCAAGGCUUUGCCUCCAUCCUGGCAACCCGUUGAUCGGGACGCAUGGUCCGCUCAAUUCCAUUCCCCCAUUUCUGCCGCGGAGGCCUGGAAAACGCGUAACGCAGUCGCCAUGUUCGAUAUGACUGCCUUCCAUCGCUUCGAGGUCUCCGGCCCCGGGGCUGUGCGCUUGCUCCAGCGUCUCACCACGAGCGACAUGACUACCAAGGUCGGAUCAGUCACUUACACCCUCCUGUUGAACGACCAUGGCACAAUCCGCAGUGACAUCUUUACCCAUCGCUUGGGCGAGGAUGUAUUCCAGAUCGGCGCCAACACAGCCACAGAUCUCGCAUACCUCGAGCGCGAAGCCAGAGUCCAAGGCCAGAACACGCCCGGGGAAUGGGUCCAAGUCCGCGAUAUCACGGGCAGCACUUGCUGCAUUGGUCUGUGGGGCCCACGCGCCCGCGAAGUCCUCCGUGGAAUCACCACGGAAGACCUUUCCAACAAGGGGUUACCAUACUUCAGCCUCAAGAACACCAUUCUGGCCGGUAUCCCCGUAACACUGAUCCGGAAGUCCUACGUCGGCGAACUCGGCUGGGAAAUACAAACAAGCGCCGAAUACGGCCAACGUCUCUGGGACAGGAUCUGGCAAGCUGGCCAACUGCACGGACUGAUUGCUGCCGGUCGCAGCGCCUUUAAUUCCAUGCGCAUCGAAAAGGGAUAUCGGACCUACGGCUCGGAUAUGACGACUGAGCAUAACCCGUUCGAAGCGGGUGUUGCGCAUGCAGUCGAUGUGAGCAAGGUAGAUGACUUUGUUGGGAAAGCUGCCCUCCAGCGCAUUUCGACGCAGCCCCUUGCGCGCCGAUUGCGACCUCUCACGGUUGACGAUGGUCGCUCUGUGGUUCUGGGCAAGGAACCUGUUUUCUAUAAUGGCCGGGCUGCGGGUUAUGUCACGUCCGCGGCGUUCGGGUAUUCGAUUGGCAAACCGGUUGCCUAUGCUUGGCUUCCGGCUGGGGUUCGGGAUGGCGAAGGGGUUGAUAUUGAGUAUUUUGGGAAGAAGAUUCGGGCGACGGUCGCUGCGGAGUCGCUUUAUGAUCCUGAGAUGAGCAGCCUUGUUCAAGAUGCAGUUGCUGUCACGUCUUCUGUUAGAUCUAGACUGUGA
Molecule: messenger RNA, 2538 nt
Organism: Penicillium olsonii
Lineage: Eukaryota; Fungi; Ascomycota; Eurotiomycetes; Eurotiales; Aspergillaceae
Source: the annotation of a GenBank genome assembly